This is a messenger RNA of Etheostoma cragini (Arkansas darter), 597 nucleotides long. RefSeq names its product C2 calcium-dependent domain-containing protein 4A-like. The record is from RefSeq and is a predicted model, not a curated record. Bases 1 to 597 code for a protein of 198 amino acids. Lineage: Eukaryota; Metazoa; Chordata; Actinopteri; Perciformes; Percidae. The transcript is spliced from 2 exons.
AUGUCCGCCCUGAAACCCGGCUCAUGUCUGCGCACUCUGGUUCUGACCCCUCAGAAGAUCCCGCGCUUCAUCAUCCCGUCGCGCAGUCCGCGGUUCGCGUCCCCGCGGCCCCGCUCCCCAGACCGGACCCGGCUGCUGUCGGACCCCGAGGAGGACGCCGGGCCGGCGAGGAGCCCCCCGGCCGCAGGGCCGGCGCCUCUGGGCGUCCUGCUCCGCCAGCCGCGGUCCCGGACCCCCCGGGAGGCAGCAGCCGCGGACACGGACCUGUCCACACGCGCCGCCAUGUCGCUGCCGCACGUGGAUAAGGUGACCGCGCCCUACGGCUUCGGGGCCGUGCUGGCCGCGAGCCCGUGCACGCGGCGGCGGGAGUCCCUUUUCCACCGGAGCACCCCGGGGGGGGCCGGAGACUUGCAGGACCGCCCCCCCGCACCGGCCACGCCCCGGAACAUGUGCACCCCCCCUGCCCCCCCGGGCCGGUCCCGGGUCGGUCUGCGUCCCGUCAGAGCCUUCGGUCUGCAGGUGAUGAGGGAGCUGAAGAGACCGGCGGCUGCUCUGAAGGCGCUGAGCCCCGCCCAUCGGGGGGCACCUCCCUUAUGA